AUACGACUUAAUUCGGGUCACGACUGUCCUGUUGUAGGCAUAGGAAUGGGUGGCUUUCGGACGGGUGGACCACCUGAAGGAACGACUGCCAUAGAAAUUGUUAAGAAUGCCAUCGAUGCCGGAUAUAGACAUAUUGAUACAGCAAGAGGUUAUGGCAAUGAACAAGCAAUUGGACGGGCAGUUAAUGAUGUGAUAACUGAAGGAAAAGUCAACAGAAAAGAUAUAUUCAUUACAACUAAAAUAUAUUCAAAACGACAAAACGUUUCGUGGAGUAGGACUGAGGCUUUGGCACAAACACGACAAUCAUUGACAAACUUAAACAUGUCUUAUGUGGACCUAAUGCUCAUUCAUUAUCCCUCUAAUAACAGUCAACUCAAUAGUCAUGUCUGGAGUGGUCUCGAAGAUGCUCUCAAUCAAGGUUUAGUCAAAUCGAUAGGUGUGUCCAACUUUAAUGAACAACAAUUGCAAAGUUUGAUACAAACGGCUAAUGUUUUUCCCGCAAUCAAUCAAAUUGAAAGUCACCCACAAUUAAGUCAAAGACAACUCAUUGAUUAUUGUCGUCAAUUUAAGACAAGAGUGACCGCAUAUUCACCAUUAGGUGCCGGAUCUCUCAUUACACAUCCAGUUUUGACACAAAUUGGUAAUACCUAUAAUAAGACAGCGGUUCAAGUGAUGCUUAGGUGGCAAAUACAGAGAGGAGUGAUUGUUAUCCCGAAGACUACCAAAAAACACAGAAUGACUGAAAAUAUCAAUUUAUUUGACUUCAGUUUAACCUCUCAACAGAUCAAUCAAAUUCAAAAUAUUUAAAAACAUUAUUUUAAUUAAUUAAUCAAAAUUUUAUAUUAAUUGUAACU
This is a messenger RNA of Oppia nitens, 854 nucleotides long. RefSeq lists its product as uncharacterized. The coding region runs from base 46 to 807 and encodes 253 amino acids. The record is from RefSeq and is a predicted model, not a curated record. The transcript has a single exon. Gene Ontology annotation, molecular function: oxidoreductase activity. NCBI's taxonomy places the organism in Eukaryota, Metazoa, Arthropoda, Arachnida, Sarcoptiformes, Oppiidae.